Messenger RNA from Colletotrichum destructivum, 1921 nucleotides. Its product is annotated as Putative translation Initiation factor eIF- 4e, eukaryotic translation initiation factor 4E (eIF-4E). Gene Ontology annotation, cellular component: eukaryotic translation initiation factor 4F complex; cytoplasm. Gene Ontology annotation, molecular function: translation initiation factor activity; RNA 7-methylguanosine cap binding. NCBI's taxonomy places the organism in Eukaryota, Fungi, Ascomycota, Sordariomycetes, Glomerellales, Glomerellaceae. The transcript has 3 exons. The coding region runs from base 412 to 1458 and encodes 348 amino acids. Gene Ontology annotation, biological process: translational initiation. The record is from RefSeq and is a predicted model, not a curated record.
CAUUGUUCUCCAUCAGUCGAUAAUUCAUUCGCCUUUCUUCUCCCGCCUCACUGCAUCGCUCCCAACACCAUCGUCUGUAAUACCCGCCACGUCACUUCCCUCGAGAUACCAUCGACGCAUCAUCAUCCUCCACCACACGAAUCCCCGACCUCCUUGCACCCGAAGCUUGCCCGUCUUCUCCAAACGCCAUUGAACAAGCCCCUGCAGCAGGCCCUCGUCGACUCGCCUGCCCGUACGCCCGCCCGCCCGCCCGCCGCCGCCAUCCCGACCUCAUCGCGAACUACUCACCCGUCCGUCCCAGCCGCCACAACUGCGACCAGAUCUUCAAACCAAGGUGCCGCCGCCCUUGCAGAACCGAGGGAUUGAAGAAGUACCUAUUUUUCAGCCCGGAAGCCGUCGAAAGCAGUCCCCAUGGAUAACAACCUAUGGACCCGCCGCACAAACUCUGGCAAGCUUUCACUCUCGACAAAUGGCAGUCCCGCGCCGGGCGGUGAUGCUGCUGGUCGUAACGGCUCCUUCGCCAAGCGAUUCGGCGGCGACACGUCCUCACACGGCGGAAAAUCAAAUCCCUUCAACAACGUAACGACCCCCAGCGCCGGCGGCAUGGCGUCGCCCACGGCCGCCGCCGCCAACGCUUUCGGCCUGGGCUCCGGCGCCUUUGCCUCCUUCGGAUCCGCCAAGACGCCCAAAUCCCCAGGCAACCCGUUCGACCUCGCCAUGGGCAAGAUCGGCGCGAAGCCGGGCGGCGUGACGUCGUCGCACGAUCCGGCGGCCAAGGCUCCGUCCGUCGCCUCCAUCCCCGAGAAGAAGGCCCUGGGCUCCCAGCCCGUCUCGGCCAGGACAUCCUCUGAGACGCUUCGCGUCCAUCCGCUCAAGUACGAGUGGGUGACGUGGUGCCGGCCGCCUCAGCCCAAGGGCCAGCCGUACCAGGAGUACGCUAAGUCGCUGACGCCCAUGAUCCACUGCAACACCGUCGAGGAGUUUUGGAUUGGCUACCCUCAUCUCAAGCGUCCAUCUGAGCUGUCAGUUGGCUGGGAAUACCAUUUCUUCAAACGGGGCAUCCGACCCAUCUGGGAAGAUGAGGAGAACAGGAGCGGCGGCAAGUGGGUGCUGCGCCUUAAGAAGGGCAUCGUCGACCGGUACUGGGAGGACACCGUGUUUGCCCUCCUUGGCGAGGCUUUCAUCGACGCCAGUGAGGAGGUCUGUGGCGGUGUUGUUAGCGUCCGCAACGGCGAGGACAUCAUCAGUAUCUGGACGCGCUCGACUGGCGGCCGCGUGCUGCGGAUCCGUGAAACGUGGAAGUCGUACCUCAAGUGCCCUCCCAACACGCAGUUCGAGUUCAAGUCUCAUGACGAGAGCAUCCAGCACCGCGCCGCCAUCGAGGAGUCACGUCGCGAGAAGCAGCACGACAAGCGCGGCAAGCAGGCCACCGAAGAGCAGAAAACCGCCGCAUCCUGAGCACCACCUGCCACGGAACGCGACCCUCUUGCAUUUUUUCCAAGCCAUCUUUGAUGUUUAUUUGUACACUAUCAGAUCCCCUGCGGCGGAUCUCCAUAGCAUUCGGGUUGAAACUCUGACAAAAAUACACCUUGUUGGGAUGAGGAAUAUCGGGGUUUGGACAUAUGGAGUGCCGAAAGGCCCCCUUUUUCUGGAUUGUCAAUCUCGGAGACGGGAUCGAAAGUGACGGGUGCGGCGGAAUGGGCAGCGAUCAACGUCGUUUAGCGGUCACGUUGUUUUAUGGAUUGCGACGGGCGGUACUGGAAUUGGUUUGAUCCUCCGAGGUGUAUACUACUGCGAUCUGAGCGCACGGCGCAUGCCGGCUGCGCGAUAUCUGACCGGAUGAUAGUCCCAAUGACUACGAAUGAGCCAGCUCGAUCUCUGUCUCGAUGUGAUGGUGCCGGUGUUCGCCACCUGGCUUGUA